GCAGAUUCCCUGCUGGGAAAGACGAUUUUUCUUCGUGGUAUCAAUACUCAAAAGUUUUCAUUCAAGCUAGGAACCCCACCCUUAGCCGAUGGUAGGAGGAUGGGUUCGGGACGGAAGAACGCUGAGGAAGAUUUCAGCAUAAUUCGGAUGCGAACCAAUCGUCCAUUGUCCCUGGGACCGACAGAAUCGACGCCUGUGCCCGGUCGUCAAAAAUGCAGAAAUCCGCGAUUAGCGGAACUGCAGGAGGAGCAUGAUGCUCUCAAUGAGACGUUGGCUAUAUCGUUCAACGGCAAUGAGAACCUCGACAGCCCAUUCUUCGACAGGUCCAAAUCGACGAGCUACUAUAACAGCUGUUUCGAAGUCAUCGAACCUCUAGGUUCAGGAUGUUUCGCAGCGGUGUACAAGUGUCGCCAGAAAGAAGAUGGCAAACUAGACGGAAGUCUCUGCUGA
Molecule: messenger RNA, 450 nt
Organism: Galendromus occidentalis (western predatory mite)
Lineage: Eukaryota; Metazoa; Arthropoda; Arachnida; Mesostigmata; Phytoseiidae
Exons: 4
Coding region: 100-450 (116 amino acids)
Source: RefSeq, a predicted model, not a curated record